This is a messenger RNA of Drosophila kikkawai, 1196 nucleotides long. RefSeq names its product 8-oxoguanine DNA glycosylase (gene Ogg1). NCBI's taxonomy places the organism in Eukaryota, Metazoa, Arthropoda, Insecta, Diptera, Drosophilidae. Gene Ontology annotation, molecular function: 8-oxo-7,8-dihydroguanine DNA N-glycosylase activity; damaged DNA binding. Gene Ontology annotation, biological process: base-excision repair; base-excision repair, AP site formation; nucleotide-excision repair. The record is from RefSeq and is a predicted model, not a curated record. Gene Ontology annotation, cellular component: nucleus.
ACCAGCUCUGGUCACACUUUGCUCAAAUUUAUAAACAAAUCUGCACCGGCGAAAACUAUUUGCUUGUAUUAUGGAUUUUGUCUACUAGUUUUACCCUACCAAAAGGGUAUUUUGUGUCAGAGAACCCCUUUAGGUGUCCCUGAACCUUCCCAACAUGACGGCAAGUCUCCAGCAAAGCGGAAUCAUAGAACUGCCAGAGGAGGCAUGUGACUUGGAGCGCAGUUUGCUGGGAGGACAGAGCUUCCGCUGGCGUUCCAUAAAAGCUGAAAAUGGCAAGACCAAAUACUGUGGAGUCGUUUCCAACAUCUAUUGGGUGCUCCAGCAGGAAACUUCCCACCUAACAUACGAGGCAUACGCGGAGGCCAAGUCCGGCUUUAAAGUGGACUAUAAAUCUGUGAUAGCCAAGUACCUGCGUGCUGAUUUUAAACUAAAACAGCACCAAGCCGAAUGGACAAGCAAAGAUGAGAAUUUUGCCAAAUUUGUGGGCAAGCCAGUGCGUGUUCUUUCCCAGGAUCCCUUGGAGAACAUAAUAAGCUUCAUUUGCAGCCAAAACAACAAUAUUAAGCGAAUUUCAGCAAUGAUCCAAUGGUUUUGUGCCACUUUUGGCACCAAACUGGGCCAUUUUAAUGGCUGCGAUGAGUUUACAUUUCCCACAUUAAAGAACUUCGAAGGCUUCGACUGUGACAAAUUAAAUGCCCAACUUCGUGCCGCUAAAUUCGGCUAUCGGGCUAAAUUUAUAGCCCAGACUUUGCAGGAGAUACAAAAACGUGGUGGCCAGAACUGGUUUAUCGAGCUCCAAAGCUUGCCCUACCACGAGGCGCGUCAGGAACUGGCACAGCUGCCGGGCAUUGGCUUCAAGGUGGCCGACUGCAUUUGCCUCAUGUCCAUGGGUCAUUUAGAGGCUGUGCCCGUGGACGUGCACAUAUACAGGAUUGCCCAGAAAUACUACCUACCACACCUGAGCAGUCAGAAGAACGUCACAAAAAGGGUUUACGAGGAGGUUUCCAAUUACUUUCAAAAGCUGCACGGAAAGUAUGCAGGUUGGGCUCAGGCGAUCAUUUUCUGUGCUGAUUUGGGACAAUUUCAAGAGGAUCAAAAAUCUAAAGGCAAAGCAAAUUCAAAGAAAAAGGGCUUGAAAUGUUAAAUCUAUGGGUUUAUAUAUGGGAAAAAUCUGAAAUCAGUAAACCGAUUUAAGA